CACGAACAAGUAUAAGACUUAAGGCAGAAAAACGUAAUGAGAAAAAAUUGUGUUUAUCUCUAGAUUUUUUUCUUUUUUGGCUCAAGAGUUUAUUUUGCCUCAGCUUUACAGGCAUUCUUGUGACGUUACAGGACUGGGGAGGGAGGAAGUAAAAGAGGGAGCUGUGACUGCAGUACGUAUCUGAAAGCAAGUGUUAAAGAGAGAGAGGAGGACGCAUAAGCAAGCUGGUUUGACCAGAAACAGAACUGCCUGUGACAGAUUAAGAGACAAGCAAGGCUUGGAAUCUGAGAGCAAGCAAAGAGAGUGGAAAUUUACAGCUGCUCUAUGUGAGUGUUCAAGUGAUCAUUUUCUGGUAACGUUUUCCGGUGGUAACUGUUACUCUUCAAAGAGAGAGACAGAAAGUCAAGACAGAAUUGUGGAAACUCUUUUCUCUGCCACACUUGGUAAUAGGAGGCAACCUCUAUUAAAUGGACGAUAAAGCCUACUUCAUCUAAAGUGCUUUGAGCUCAAGAAAGAGCUGUCUUCAGCACCUCACCAUGUGUCUACGUUUUGUUGCUUAGACAAGCCAAGUCAUUUCUGUAACAUUUGCAUUCCAUAUUGGAAGAAGAGAUUUCUACAUAUGAAAAGAAUGCCUUUGUUUAGUAAAUCACACAAAAAUCCAGCAGAAAUUGUGAAAAUCCUGAAAGACAAUUUGGCCGUUUUGGAAAAGCAAGACAAAAAGACAGACAAGGCUUCAGAAGAAGUGUCAAAAUCACUGCAAGCAAUGAAAGAAAUUCUGUGUGGUACAAAUGAAAAGGAACCCCCGACUGAAGCAGUGGCUCAGCUGGCACAGGAGCUGUACAACAGUGGCCUGCUGGUGACACUGAUAGCUGACCUGCAGCUGAUAGACUUUGAGGGAAAAAAAGAUGUGACCCAGAUAUUUAACAACAUCCUGAGAAGACAGAUAGGCACUCGGAGUCCUACUGUGGAGUAUAUUAGUGCUCAUCCUCAUAUCCUGUUUAUGCUCCUCAAAGGGUACGAAGCCCCACAGAUUGCAUUACGUUGUGGGAUUAUGCUGAGAGAAUGUAUUCGACAUGAACCACUUGCCAAAAUCAUCCUCUUUUCUAAUCAAUUCAGAGAUUUCUUUAAGUAUGUGGAGUUGUCAACAUUUGAUAUUGCUUCAGAUGCCUUUGCUACUUUUAAGGAUUUACUAACCAGACAUAAAGUGUUGGUAGCAGACUUCUUAGAACAAAAUUAUGACACGCUGCUAGGGGAGCUGAUCCUGGACCGUCACAACUUUGCCAUCAUGACAAAGUACAUCAGCAAGCCGGAGAACCUGAAACUCAUGAUGAACCUCCUUCGGGAUAAAAGUCCCAACAUCCAGUUUGAAGCCUUUCAUGUUUUUAAGGUGUUUGUGGCCAGUCCUCACAAAACACAGCCUAUUGUGGAGAUUCUGUUAAAAAAUCAGCCCAAACUCAUUGAGUUUCUGAGCAGCUUCCAAAAAGAAAGGACGGAUGAUGAGCAGUUUGCUGACGAGAAGAACUACUUGAUUAAGCAGAUCCGAGACUUGAAGAAAACGGCCCCUUAACGAGCUCCCCGGCGCCCAUCACAGUCAUUCGUCUCAUUUGUCCAGUUUGUACAACAUGUCAUUUCAAAGUCAUCAUUCUUGGGAAGACUUUGGAGGUGCCUAUUUUUUCUGUUUUAAUUGUUCUGGGUAGACAGAAUAUAAACAUGUGAAUGGAAAAAAAUUAACCUAGAAUAAUAUAUUCAUUUUAAUCAA
Messenger RNA from Sapajus apella (tufted capuchin), 1759 nucleotides. It is a transcript of the gene CAB39L, whose product is annotated as calcium binding protein 39 like. The record is from RefSeq and is a predicted model, not a curated record. Bases 620 to 1567 code for a protein of 315 amino acids. Gene Ontology annotation, molecular function: protein serine/threonine kinase activator activity. NCBI's taxonomy places the organism in Eukaryota, Metazoa, Chordata, Mammalia, Primates, Cebidae. The transcript is spliced from 8 exons. Gene Ontology annotation, biological process: intracellular signal transduction.